CCAUUUCCUAUCAACUCCGGCUCAUACCCAGCAUGAAUUUCAUUAGUCAUUCGUUCAUUCAUACUCAUGGGGAAAUCCCCUCAAACCAGCGAAACGAGACGAGAUAGACUGUAGACAAGACAGCAAGAAAAGAACUACAGUAUGUUUUCUUCAAUUUGGGCUGCCAAACGGGUGUCUUUGUUGGCUGGUACAACUACAAGACUUCUUUAUAGAAACAUAAAAAUCCAACUUAGGCCUAGACAGCAACAAUUCUCUAAUCUACAUUUAAAGCAUGAGCUUCCUAAACAGAAGCUUGUUGGAUUGCGUCAGCGACCAAGUGGAAAGAAACCAACCAGACUGGUCUUUACAAUUGGAGUAAGUUUAGGAGCUUUCAAACUGAAUGUGGCAGAAUGCAAGAUCAACACAAAAGGUAGCAGUCGUGUAUUGGUCAACAGCUCUAUAGAAGAUAAAUCACCCGAGUUUAAUGUCCGAGAAUUCCUAAAAUUUCUGUGGCCAGAAAUUUGGUCUUUGUUACUAGCAGUUAUAACUGCCAUUGGUGCUGCAAUAGUCAAUGUUCAGAUUCCUGUACUGUUAGGGGAACUGAUCCAAGUCGUUUCAAAAUUCACCACAGAGGCUGAAGGUAAUUUCAUGCAAGAGAUUUACAACCCAGCAAUUAAGCUUUUAACGGCUUAUGGAAUGCAAUCCCUUGCCACGUCUGGUUACAUCAUAUUAUUAGCAAACAUUGGAGAGCGAAUUGCAUCCAAUAUGAGAAAGAAACUCUUUAAUUCGCUGAUAAAUCAAGACAUUCAGUUUUUUGAUUCUCACAAAACUGGUGAAUUAAUCAACAGGUUAUCUGCUGAUGUUCAGGAUUUUAAAAGUUCUUUUAAAUUAUGCAUUUCUCAGGGAGUUCGUAGCACAACUCAGAUUGUUGGCUGUGUGGUGUCACUUUACUGGAUCUCACCACAGCUUACAGGUGUUAUGACAGUUGUCAUGCCAUGUGUUGUAAUUGGGGGCGCUGUUGUUGGUUCUAUUCUCAGGAAAUUUUCAAAAGCUGUACAGGAACAGGUUGCCAUAGCAACUUCAGUAGCAAGUGAAGCUCUUGGUAAUGUUCGGACAGUGCGUGCAUUCGCUAUGGAAACCAAAGAAGCCCAGCUGUAUGCUGAGCAGAUCGACAAAUGUAGUGCUCUAAAUGAGCAACUUGGAUUAGGUAUAGGCCUCUUCCAGGGCCUCACAAACUUUGUUCUUAAUGGUAUUGUUCUGGGUGUGCUCUACUGCGGCGGAUAUUUAAUGGCCAAUCACCAGUUAAAACCUGGUGAACUCAUGUCAUUCCUUGUUGCUGCUCAAACAGUUCAACGAUCUAUGGCCAGCAUGUCCAUUCUAUUUGGUCAGGCUGUCCGUGGUAUUAGUGCUGGUGCAAGAGUUUUUGAGUAUAUACUGCUAGAACCUACGAUGCCAGCGUUAGGAGGAAAGAAGAUACCGUUCCACAGCAUGUAUGGAACGGUUGAAUUCAAAGGAGUGAACUUCAGUUAUCCAACAAGGCCUGAACAGGAAGUUUUGAAGAACUUUGAUUUGAAAAUGAAACAUGGUGAAGUUGUUGCAUUAUGUGGUCCAUCUGGUGGAGGUAAAUCAACAAUAGCAUCCUUACUUGAAAGAUUUUAUGAUGUGGAUAGUGGAACUAUUACCAUUGAUGGAUACGACCUCAAAACAUUUGACCCUAGUUGGCUUAGAGGCAGAGCAAUUGGUUUUAUAAAUCAGGAACCGGUUUUGUUUGCAACUAGUAUUAUGGAAAACAUUCGAUAUGGAAAACCUGAGGCAACAGACAAAGAGGUUCAAGAAGCUGCUGUUCUUGCAAAUGCUCAUGAGUUUAUUCGAAGAUUUCCUGAUGGUUACAACACCAUUGUUGGUGAGAGAGGGAUAACAGUGUCCGGAGGCCAGAAACAAAGAAUUGCAUUAGCUAGAGCCUUGUUGAAGAAUCCAUCAAUACUUAUAUUGGAUGAAGCAACCAGUGCCCUAGAUGCCGAGUCUGAACGUUUAGUUCAAGAAGCAUUGGAUCGUGUGUCACGGGGUCGCACAGUCCUUGUAAUAGCUCACCGAUUAAGUACAAUACGAAAAGCUGAUGUGAUUGCAGUGCUGGUAAAUGGAGUCAUUCAGGAGAUGGGUAGUCAUGACAAGCUUCUGAAGAAGAACGGAAUAUACAAAGAACUUAUACAACGGCAAACAAUAGAAGAAUAAUUAUAUUAAAAUUGUCUAUUUAUGACAACAAGAUACAAAUAUUAAACACAUGAUUUGUUCUGAAAUUGAUAACAUUUUUUGAUACAAUUGCAAAAUUUUAAGAUUUAUUGGAAUUUUCAGUGUUCAGCACAUUUUUCUUACUAUUUGAGUAAAUGCUUUCAAUUUCAUUCAACAAUGUGAUUUUUUGGUUUAAUUUGUUGCAUCAAAUGGUAAUUAAAGAAAGAGACAUUAUUCCACUGAUGUUGCAGCAUGCAGAGAAUGGAUUACCUAAGUACACCAGAAAGUAGUGGGUGCCAUACAUAUGUCAAAUUUCGAUUGGAUUUUCUCAUAUCUUUUUUUCCAUUUUGCAUAUUCACAGCCUGUUAAGAACCGAGUUAAGCAUUAUGUGCAUUAUUUCGUAAUCUUAACACAUACUCAUUUUGUGUUUUGAUUUCAAUGAACUUAUAAAAUUUAGUUCCAUUUCCGUAUAUUUUAGUUUCAUUAAUUUUUUCAAUUGCAUGCUUCAAACCAACCUAAUACAAGGUUUUCAUUGGUUGAAAGAAGAUGGACUGUUCCAUUCGGAAGAAAGGGAGAACUAACUUUAGGUUCAUAAAAUAUCAAAUGACAAGAAAAAUUUAGGUGUACUAUAAAACAAAUAAUAAUGAAUGUUAAAAUCUUGGAAAUAUACUACCCACACAUAUAAAUGUUAUAUGUAUAGAUGCAUACUAUCUAAGUAAUAUGUACAAUUACAGUGAAAAAUUAAACAUACAUUCAUCAAACUUAUACUUUUUAUUUAGCCUCUAACACAUUUUAAAUUGAAUAAAAAAGCUUACAUACAG
Molecule: messenger RNA, 3029 nt
Organism: Anneissia japonica
Lineage: Eukaryota; Metazoa; Echinodermata; Crinoidea; Comatulida; Comatulidae
Product: mitochondrial potassium channel ATP-binding subunit-like
Exons: 15
Coding region: 142-2211 (689 amino acids)
Biological process (GO): transmembrane transport
Cellular component (GO): membrane
Molecular function (GO): ATP binding; ABC-type oligopeptide transporter activity; ATP hydrolysis activity
Source: RefSeq, a predicted model, not a curated record